Molecule: messenger RNA, 1336 nt
Organism: Durio zibethinus
Lineage: Eukaryota; Viridiplantae; Streptophyta; Magnoliopsida; Malvales; Malvaceae
Source: RefSeq, a predicted model, not a curated record
CCUUUUUUAUACUUACUAUUUACUCAAGUUAUUAGAAGGAUCGAAAUGUGAUCAUUGAUGGGUUUUGGCUAGAAUUCACAUUUGUAUAUUUGUCUUUUGCGAACCCAAGUAUGUGAAAUCAGGGCAUACCCAUUUUCUUUCUUUUUGGGUUAUCUGGAUGCUUUAGAUCUGAUCUAAAAUGGUAGCUUGAACCGAUUAGGAUACUGACUUGAUACACUUUUUGGGUUAUGACCAGUUAAUCAGGUUAUUUUCAUCUUAUUGCAUUUCCCUUGAAAAUGAGGAAUGCAUAUGUCAUCUGUGAAUGAGUUUACUGUUUAAUCUCAUAGUUAUCCGAAGCUUGAUAUUAUAUGUUAAACGUAGCUUAAAACAUGAUCAUUGUAUGGCAUGUGGCAUACCAUAUUCUAGAUGAAUAAAAUUAGCAAAACUUCUUCAAAAAGUAUGGUUAUCAUUAAUCAGUGUGGGUGGGUUACAAUUUAAAGUUGACAUCUGCAUUGUUUAAGUAUUUGAUGUACAGAAGAUGGUGUUACCUGCAUACAUCACAUUGAAGGUGAAGGGUGAGAAAGGACAUAAACCAUUGAAAACAAAAGGUUUUGCUGUUUCACGAAGAGAUAUGAUGCAAUGUUUAACAGCUGAAGUUGUUGGUCUCACCGUUCUUCCAAAACCUGCUGAAGCUCGUCUUAGUAGACUUGAAAUGAGGAAAAAGAUCAUGGAGAAGCUUGAGGAGCUUAGGGAGAAGGCUGGGCUAUCUAAGCCAAAAACUGAGAAUGGGAUGAAGUCUCCAACUUUGCCACUGCCACCUCCAGAAGGCACAGUUAGAUCAUUGGUGGAAGCUACCCUUAAGAAUAUUCCUCCUCCAAAUAAUGCUUUGUGAUAUUCUCAGUAACAGGUUUGUUCAUGUUGUCCAUUUAUGUUAUUCUAAAAGUAAAAUGUAACUUAUUACAGUGAAAUUAUUGGUCAUUACAUGAAGAGAACGCCUGAUGAAUUAAUGACUAGAAUUGUCUUGAUAUUAAGGGAAAAAAAAAGGACAAGAAUUUCCUGGAAAAUGAAUGUAGAUCGAGCUUUGUCUAGAAUUCGCUGGUGGAAUGGUGGAAGGUCAGUGUCGCAACAUCUAACUCCGGUAGUAAAAUUCAUCAGUUUGAAGUUUGAACCAUCAAACAAAACCCAUACCAAUUGUAAAUACCUAAAUUCAUUUCUUCAUAAUUAUAGAAAACAUUCAUUCAAAUCAUGAAAGAGGAAUAGUCUCCUGGAACUCAACUCUCUUACAUGUGUAAAUUACAAAAAAAAAAAAAAAAAGAACAAAGGCAAGUAAUUAGUUGACUUUUUUGUCCAUGUUAUU